Molecule: messenger RNA, 1467 nt
Organism: Acanthosepion pharaonis
Lineage: Eukaryota; Metazoa; Mollusca; Cephalopoda; Sepiida; Sepiidae
Source: the annotation of a GenBank genome assembly
AUGGUUUAUUUUGAUAUUUUCUUCAUUAUUUCUUCCUUUUUUACCCAUUCUGCAUUUUCCCCUUUUUCUGGUUAUUUCCUAUUUUCUAUACUGCCAUUUGGUUUUCUUUUUUUUUUUUUGCCCAUUAGGCAUUUUUCUAUUUUUUGCUCAUUUUCUGUUUUCUCCUUUUUUGUUCAUUUAAAAUUUUUUCCCUUUUGUCUUUCUCCUUUGUGGCCAUUCUUUUACUGUUCCUUUCUGUAUUUUGCACCUCAUUCUGUCACUUCUCCAUUUUGGCACAUUUUCUAUUUUUUAGUUUUUGCCUUUCAUAUUUUCUCCAUUUAUGCAGUUUAUUCAUACUAUUUUGUUUUCUUUUUUUGCCCAUUUUGUAUUUCUUUCUUGUCAUUUGCCUUUCCUCAUAACUUGACCAUUUUGCCUUCUCUUAUUUUGCACAUUUUUCCAUUUUCUCUUUUUCUGUUCUUUUCACCCUUUUUGUCUUUUGCUUUUUUUCUUCUAUCUUUUUUCUCCAUUAUUGACUUAGCACUUUUUAUUUCCUCCCAUUAUGCUCAUUUCUUAUUUUCUACCUUUUUCUUUUCCCACAUUUUCUCUCCUCUUUUUGUGCAUUUUUUUCUUUCUUUUUGUGCCUUCCCCACCCCAUUUCUUAUUUCCUCUUUUUGUUCUCAUUUUACAUUUGUUUUUCUCGCAUAUUGUAUUUUCUCACAUUUUUUUACUUUUUCUUUACUCAUUUUUAUCUUCUCUUUUUUUUUUGCCAAUUUCUGCUUUUUUAUGCCUUUCCUUUCUCUAUUUCCCUACCCACUUUUUUGGCUAUUUCAUAUUUCCAACUUUCUUUGGCUGGUUCACAUUUUCUUCCUUCCCAUUUCAUAUUUUCUUCACUUUUCAACCCCUUUGUUUUUGGUUAUUUUGUAUUUUUUGAACAUUUCAUUUUUCCCCUUUUGUGGCUUUUACAUAUUUCCCUUUCCUUUGGUCUAUUUCAUGUCCCCUCUUUUUGUUAUUUCAUAUUUUUCAUUUUUUUUCUGUUUUGUGUUUUUCAUUUUUACCCUUUGUUUACUUUUCUCUUUCCUUGCCUUCUUUUUGUCCUUAUUUUGCCUUCUGUUUGUGUCCUUUUUUGUCUUGCUUUUUCCUUACCUUUUCUUUUUGGCUAUUUGUUUCCUUUUCCCCAUCUUUGCUUUUUCUUUCUUUAUAUUCUUUACCUUAUCUUGUGUUUUCUUUUUUCUUUUCCCUUUUCAUUUUCCUGUUUUCUUUGUUUCUUUUGCCUUUUUUCUUUGCCUUUUUCAUUAUUUUUUCUUUCACAAGUUUUUUUAUAAUUUGUCCUUUUUUGUUUCCCUUAUUUUGUUCUUUUCUCUUUGCAUUUUAAUUUUUAGCCUUUCUAUUUUACCUAUUUCUUUUUCCCUUUUUCUUAUUUUCACUUUUUCAUGGAGUGUAAGAGGUCAAAUGUCAAUAGCUGAGCAACUGUUCAUUAAAAUGAAAUAA